This is a messenger RNA of Pangasianodon hypophthalmus (striped catfish), 2475 nucleotides long. It is a transcript of the gene slc25a35, whose product is annotated as solute carrier family 25 member 35. Lineage: Eukaryota; Metazoa; Chordata; Actinopteri; Siluriformes; Pangasiidae. The transcript is spliced from 5 exons. The record is from RefSeq and is a predicted model, not a curated record. Bases 70 to 960 code for a protein of 296 amino acids.
CUCAUCCUCCUCAUCCUCAUCCUCCUCAUCAUCAUCCUCCUCCUCAUCCUCCUCAUCCUCCUCAUCCUCAUGGACUUCAUGCUGAGCGGAGUGGCCGCGUGCGGCGCGUGCCUGGUCACCAACCCGCUGGAGGUGGUAAAGACCCGGAUGCAGCUCCAGGGCGAGCUGAAGAGCCGCGGCACGUACCGGGUUCAUUACCGGAACGUGUUCCACGCCUUCUACACCAUCGGGCGCGUGGAGGGGGCGUGGGGGCUGCAGAAGGGGCUGGUCCCCGCGCUGCUCUAUCAGUUCUUCAUGAACGGGGUGAGACUCGGCUCUUACGCCAUCAUCGAGUCUGCCGGCUACAUCCACACGGAGGGGCGCGUGAGCACGGUGAAGAGCACCGCGGCCGGGGCAGUGUCCGGGGUCGUGGGAGCCUUCGUGGGCAGCCCCAUCUACCUGGUAAAAACACACCUGCAGAGUCAGUCCAUAUCCUCCAUUGCUGUGGGACACCAGUACCAGCACCGGGGGAUGAUGCACGCUCUGUCGGUGAUCCACAGGGAGCAUGGCAUUUUGGGACUGUGGCGAGGUUCCAGUGCGGCGGUGCCGAGGGUCAGCGUGGGUUCUGCAUCUCAGCUCUCCACCUUCUCCAUCGCUAAAGAGCUCAUCAAUGACCUGCAGAUAUUCUCAGCUGACAGCUGGUUGGUGUCUCUCUGUGCCGGGAUGAUCAGCAGUGUGGUGGUCGUUCUGUUCAUGACUCCGUUUGAUGUCAUCAGCACACGACUCUAUAAUCAGCCUGUGGAUCACCUGGGAAAGGGUCAGCUGUACCGAGGCUUCAUGGACUGUUUCUCUAAGACCCUGAGGAAGGAGGGUGUUUUUGGGUUGUAUAAAGGUCUGGGUGCGUCGUAUUUCAGACUCGGACCACACACUAUCCUCUCACUGCUGUUCUGGAACCAGCUACGAACACUUUACUACAGCUAACACACACACACACACACACACACACACACACACACACACACACACACAGAGGAAUGGGUUUAAAGUGAUGUUCAUGUUGAAGUCACGGUAACGAUGAGAAAACGACUCGGAAGCUUUUUAAGGAUUUAACGUUUUAUUUUCCACAGGAGAGGAGAUUGUAAACAUGACUCCCUGCUACUCUUAUUAAUAUUUUUAAUUUUAAUAAUAAUAAUAAUAAUAAUGAUAAUAAUGAUAUCACCCUGUUUUAAUGAGCUGAGUGUUUUAACAUGUCACUGUGUAAAACCUGAGUAACGCUGCAGGAACAGUUCAGCUGUGUGUACGUUUAUAAAACAUUAGAUAUGACUGUCAGAGCGUUUCUCUUAUUUUGGUCUGACAUAAAAUUUACACCAUGAGACGACAGAGCCGAGGCUUUAAAAUACAAACGGAUGAAUAUUUAACAACACGUGAGACCGUGCCACGGCACAGAGCAAUAAAGAGUAAUGAUGAGGAAACGUGUUGGCUGCUGAUUUAGUACAGUUUAGAUUAUCAUUUUUAAGAUUCACAUAGAUAAUGUUCUUAUGUCAUUAUUUUAAAAUGGUCAAAUUCCUUAUCUAUAAUUUAAUUUACUGUUAUAGAGAAUAAUUAAUUGUACAGAUGAUUAUUAAAAAAAUCAACAGAUGAUUAUUAUUUCAAUUAAAUAAUAAUAAUAAAGAUUAUUAUUAUCUCAUUAUUAAAUCAACAGAUUAUUAUUAUUUGUAGCUCUUGCUUCUAACGCACUUUGUAUGAAAGCAGAGAUUUCACAAAAUCUCACACUAAUCGGAGAGUCGAGAUCAGAGACCUGAGAGCUUUUACACGUCACAAACUCCUCAUUACUGUGAUUCUGACACGAAAUAUACAUACAAUUUAUACAUCAAGAAUUAAUAUAAUUUAAAUAGAAGUAAUGAGAAAAGGGAGAGUUUAACACAGAAGCAUACAUUAAUAUAAUUAAAUUCUAAUUAUGUGAAGGAUUUCAGUGCUGUACAUCACUAUAAGGUGUGUAUUAUUAUUAUUAUUAUUAUUAUUAUUAUUAUUUAGUUAUCUAGUGUAUUAAUGUGAGGUUUAGUAUUUUAUACAAUAACAGUUUAAAUUCACUCGCGCGUUCAGUGUUUAACAGGUUUCAUACAAACAUCCCGCAAUGUUUCUCAAACACAGAUCUCAACAUUAACACCAACAUCAGACUGAUUUACAGCUUUUUAAAGCUUUUUCUUUAAGAUAUGUGACAGAAUCAAAGGGACUUUUCUGGGUUUUUUUUGGAGGAAACACCAGAAAAUACACAAUAAAAUAGUGUGUAAUAAAACCCUUUAAUACCAAAUAAGCUACAAUAACUACACAGUGUAGUAAUAAUACACUACUCACAGAGAGGUUAAAUUAAAUGCACACAACUGACAGAAUAUUUGAUUUUACACAACAGUACAACACACGUUCCACUACAGUGCUCAUUCACAUCCGAGUCACUCUAUUAUAAUUAUAAUAAUUAUAAUAAUUAUAAACCACCAG